AUGCACGGGGUGAUCCCCGGCAAAACCAGUGCACAGUUCCCAGACAGUACGGCGCCAUCACAACAGCCGAUUGUCGUAAUCAAGCUAGCCAUGCGCAGUAAUCACCCACUGGGGGUUUUGCACCGACACAUGCGAGUAGUUGGCAAGAUGUUCGAUCGAAUGAUUGACGAACUCGACAACAACAGUGACCACUUCGAGUAUCUUGGCUCAAACAGAUACCUAGCAAAUGAGCGUGCCACAUCAAACGAGAUAAUGAUACUCGCAUACUUUCGCUCAUACGAAGGUCUUCAUAAGUUCUCGCACGCGCCUGAUGGCGCGCAUCGCGAGGCAUGGGACUACUGGAACAAGGAAAUUAUGGGUAAAGGGAAGACGGAGGAAGGACGCAUGUUUAGUAUCAUGCAUGAGGUUUACCAGGCCCCCGCUCAGAGAUGGGAGAGUAUCUAUGCAAACUAUCAUCCCAGUGGAAUAGCUGCUACGACUUUCAAGGUUAUGGUGGAUGGAAAGGAGAAGUGGGCUAAUCCGUUGGUUGAUGCUAGUAAAGGGUUGCUGCGGACGAGCAAGGGACGGAUGGCUGUCACUGCUGGAGAUGAGAACGAGGUAUAUGGAGAUGAUCCAUAUGUCAACGGAAAUGACAAGAUCUGA
Molecule: messenger RNA, 642 nt
Organism: Penicillium malachiteum
Lineage: Eukaryota; Fungi; Ascomycota; Eurotiomycetes; Eurotiales; Aspergillaceae
Exons: 1
Coding region: 1-642 (213 amino acids)
Source: RefSeq, a predicted model, not a curated record